Molecule: messenger RNA, 324 nt
Organism: Anisakis simplex (herring worm)
Lineage: Eukaryota; Metazoa; Nematoda; Chromadorea; Rhabditida; Anisakidae
Source: the annotation of a GenBank genome assembly
AUGCUAUUCACGGCUCUAUCGUGUAUUCGAGCCACAGCUUCGACGUUGAGUAUUUUGGUGAUGGGCGCUGUGCUGCUGAAGUUGAAAUUUCAAGUUGAUGAAAAGAAUACGUUUGCAAGUGAUGCGCGUUUGGCUGCCUUCAAACGGCGUCAACGUGCUUUCACCCGAGUCAUGCAACUCUCUUGUACAGCAACUUUCUGUGAGUCCAUUCAAAUACGCUCAUUCACUAAAUUUUCACCACUAAAACUGAUUGACGUCAAGUCUGAUUCGACUGCAUCGGCGGGGAUUGAACUCACGCGCACAAAUCAGGCGCUAGUUCUUUGA